AUGUCGGCAGAGGAACUCAGACAACAGCUUACAGACCUGCAGAGCAGGCAUGAAGCACUACAAGCUCAGCUGCAGGGACAGGGACAUCAAGUUCACCCUGAACCCACAUCAACACCUGCCACCGGAGAUAAGGUGUGCAAAGUAUCUGUAAAAUUGCCCCCAUUCUGGGCCGACAAACCAAAAGUAUGGUUUGCCCAGGCGGAGUGUCAGUUUCAUGUCGCAGGAAUAACAUCUGACAUGACCAAAUUUAGCCAUGUUAUAAGCAUUAUAGACCAGAAACUUAUUGGAGAAAUAGAAGACCUGGUAUUAGAUCCGCCUAAAGAAGAUAAAUAUGAAACUUUAAAAAAGGAGCUGAUUAGAAGACUGGCAGUGUCAGAGCAAGAACGGGUAGACAGGCUAGUGAGUGAGGAAGAACUUGGUGACAACAAGCCCUCCACUUUCCUCAGGCGACUCCGCUCUCUCGCAGGGACUACAAAAGAUGAAACCCUGCUGCGACAGCUGUGGAUGAGGCGUUUGCCGACCAACGUCCAAGCUAUUCUCGCUGCUCACACUGAUCUUUCACUUGAAAAGUUAGCAGGUUUGGCUGACAAUAUAAUAGAGGUGUCGCCAGGGUCCUCAAAAGUUAAUAAAAUUGACAAAACCUGCCCAUCAAGUGACAUGGCUUCGCUUAAAGAGUGCAUUGAACAGCUGACCAUGCAAGUGACCAGCCUUGCUGGCUCUCAAGCCAGAGGCCGCUCCCGCAACAGAUCUUCUUCAAGAACCAGAAGCCGAAAUGGAUCCCCAACCUCUCGGAGAUGCUGGUAUCAUAGAAAAUAUGGCACCAAAGCCACCAAAUGCAUAUCUCCUUGCAACUGGGAGGAAAACUCCAACCGCAAUCAGUAA
This is a messenger RNA of Leguminivora glycinivorella, 882 nucleotides long. RefSeq lists its product as uncharacterized. Lineage: Eukaryota; Metazoa; Arthropoda; Insecta; Lepidoptera; Tortricidae. The transcript has a single exon. The record is from RefSeq and is a predicted model, not a curated record. Bases 1 to 882 code for a protein of 293 amino acids.